Messenger RNA from Arabidopsis lyrata subsp. lyrata, 1965 nucleotides. RefSeq lists its product as uncharacterized. NCBI's taxonomy places the organism in Eukaryota, Viridiplantae, Streptophyta, Magnoliopsida, Brassicales, Brassicaceae. The record is from RefSeq and is a predicted model, not a curated record.
AUGACUUCUGAUUCCGAAAGACCCGAGUCUCCAUCCUUUGAAGGCGGCUCUAGUAAUGACGAAUGCACUCGUCCUAACGACAUUGCUGGUCCGCACUACAGAUCCACCUGUACCGUUCAAUCCCUAGAGCGAUUAAAAGGGCUUUGCCAGAUUUCCCCUGGAAUCAUAGCGGAAGCGCAGAUAGCCGACCCUACGGAGUCCCCGGAAAAUCACCGCGACGGCUACUUUUGUGUUUAUGAAAUCUACUUCAAGGGCUGCAGAUUGACCUUCCCCCUUCCCGAAGCCCUGGUUCGAUACUUGGCGGCUCUUGAGAUCGCUUUACCUCAGCUAACCCCCAAUCUCCUCCGAACCAUCCUCGGGAUCAUAACCGUUGCGGCGGAAGCAGACUACAUUAUUGGAGUCCCCGAGCUGAACGAACUUCUAAGCGUGAGAAGUUCGCAAAGAAAACAGGGUACUUCUCGGCGUAUCCGAAUGCCAACAGGAACGUCAUCUCGCACCUCCCAAACAAGGAUGAAAACUGGCACCAUCCUUGGGGAAACCCUUUGGAAUUCUUUCACCCUCGAUCGGUUCGUUGAGGCCAAUCAAAAACUCAGGAUGAGUACCCCCAAUCAACUUCAUCGUCUUCCGCCUCCUCCCUCAACUCAGGGAAUGUCAGCUCGGGCCCUCACUGCCCAGCGUAAGAAACUCUCCAAGCCGAUAGCGGAGGGUUGUGAUGAAAACAAGGCGUUCCUUGCGGCCGCCAUUGACAAAAAAGACUACAGCAAGACCCUGCUGGUUGAUGACAACAGCAAGACCCUGCUGGUUGAUGACAACAGCACCGAGGGAGCCAGGUCCGUCGCUGCUUUCAGAUUAACUCCUCGUCGCGAACGUCGUGACGAACGUUCUCCUCGGAGGGACCGAUCUCCUCGUCGUGAUUCUCCUCGUCCUCUCCGAGAUGAUUUUAGCAAUGAACCACUUAAGAACUUGGUUCGCAGGAAGAGAGACAAGUCAUCUCGUAGUGAUUCUUCUCCGCGAAGGGAGAAGUCAAGGGCCCGGACUGACCGUUCACCUCGAUCAUCCCCUCCCACUGAACCAAUGGGUCCUCCUCGACCUGUUGAUAUGUCUUCUUCUUCCCAGCCUGACAAUUCUGAGUCUCGAGAUGCUUCCUCGAAGUUAAAGCCUGCUCUUGUCCCUCAAAUCAAAUCACUUUCAGCUAUGGAGAAAGAAGGCAGCGUUUUCCGAUGCUUCAAGACCCGAUCAGGUGCAAUCUUGCCAGAUUUUGACAAGUGGCGCCCUGCGAUCCGUGAACGCUACUUGCUUCACGCUCAUCAUUCAUCUCGGGCUAACGGCGAGCUUAAUGACAUGAUUGAGCAAUAUGAGGGGUUGCAUGAUCUGGAGGACAAGGUCGAUAGUCUAACAUCCGAGCUUGCGAAGAUAAAGGGGGAGCUGCAGGACCAGUAUGACCGGAAUUACAAACUCCAGGAUGAACUUUCUGGUCUUAACGCGAAGUACAAGGCGAUCACCAAAUUGCGUGAUUCCGAAUUGGCGAGGUCGGCAUCAAAAGCCAGAAAAGAGGUUAAGGGACGCGGGAUGGAGUUGAUCCAAGGAGCCAUCCGCUUCAUUCAAACCGAGAAAGCUAGGUCAGAUUUGGAAUCAGACAUCAAGGAGCACGAGAACAACCUGAUUCUGUUGGAUCAAAUCCAUGAAACAGAUUUCUCCGAGGUGCAAGAGAGGACCGAACUAUCGGCUAAUCUUUCUGAAAAGCGGAGUCACUUGGCAGCGCUUCCUACUUCGACCUUCAAUCCUCAUCACUUCGAGGAGUUCUUCACAGAAUCACCUCCCAUAAGUGAAUCGGGUCUAGACUGGGCAGGUAACCUUUGGCUCCUGACACUUACUACCUUUUUCUUGCCUUAUAUUUUUUUAAUCGAAUGGAACUGUCCUUCCUAGGCUCAAGUAGAACGGAAGAUGUCGCCCCACCCGAAGUUC